Canis lupus familiaris (dog) is the source of this 2798-nucleotide messenger RNA. RefSeq names its product ETS transcription factor ELK1 (gene ELK1). The transcript has 6 exons. The record is from RefSeq and is a predicted model, not a curated record. The coding region runs from base 212 to 1519 and encodes 435 amino acids. Gene Ontology annotation, biological process: cell differentiation; regulation of transcription by RNA polymerase II. Lineage: Eukaryota; Metazoa; Chordata; Mammalia; Carnivora; Canidae. Gene Ontology annotation, cellular component: nucleus. Gene Ontology annotation, molecular function: DNA-binding transcription factor activity, RNA polymerase II-specific; sequence-specific DNA binding.
CGGCUUCUAGGUGCCGCCGCCGCCGCCGCCGCCACCGCCGCCACCGCCGCCACCGCCACCUCGGAGCCCGGGCCUGGGGGGCGGUGGGGCUGCGCAUGGAGCCCCCGCCCCCCGGAGCUGCCAAUACUGCCACUGCGCUACACACAGCCUCUCAGCUCUGAGCUAUCUGCCCUCCAGGUACCCCUGGGAUGGCGUGAGCACUCCGCCAGUGAUGGACCCCUCUGUGACGCUGUGGCAGUUUCUGCUGCAGCUGCUGAGAGAGCAAGGCAAUGGCCACAUCAUCUCCUGGACCUCACGGGAUGGCGGUGAGUUCAAGCUGGUGGAUGCUGAGGAGGUGGCCCGGCUGUGGGGGCUGCGUAAGAACAAGACCAACAUGAAUUAUGACAAGCUCAGCCGGGCCCUGCGGUACUACUAUGACAAGAAUAUCAUCCGCAAAGUGAGCGGCCAGAAAUUUGUCUACAAGUUUGUAUCCUACCCGGAAGUCGCGAGGUGCUCCACUGAGGACUGCCCGCCACAGCCCGAGGUGUCUAUCACCUCUACUGUGGCAAAUGUGGCUCCCGCCACUGUACAUGCUGUCCCCGGGGAUCCUGCCUCGGGGAAAUCGGGCCCACCCAAGGGUACAGGAAUGGCAGGCCCUGGUGGCUUGGCGCGCAGCAGCCGCAAUGAAUACAUGCGCUCAGGCCUCUAUUCCACCUUCACCAUCCAGUCCCUGCAGCCACAGCCACAGCCACCCCCUCAUCCUCGGCCUGCCUCAGUGCUCCCCAACACCGCCCCUUCAGGAGCAGCAGUGCCCCCGUCUGGGAGCAGGAGCACCAGUCCAAGCCCCUUGGAGGCCUGCCUGGAGGCGGAGGAGGCUGGCCUGCCUCUGCAGGUCAUCCUGACCCCACCCGAGGCCCAGAACCCUAAAUCGGAAGAGCUGAAUGUGGAGCCUGGGUUGGGCAGGCCACUGCCCCCAGAAGUGAAAGUGGACGGGCCCAAGGAAGAGUUGGAAGCCGCCGUCGGUGGGGAGGCGGGGUUUGUACAGGAAGCCGCUAAGGCCGGGCCGGAAGUCCCUCCUGCGGAGGGCGUGCCGGCCCGGCUGCCCGCGGUCGUCAUGGAGACUGCAGCGCAGGUGGGCGGCCUCGCGGCUUCCACUGCUUCCAGCACAGAGAUCGCCCAGCCUCAGAAGGGCCGGAAGCCCCGGGACCUGGAGCUCCCACUCAGCCCGAGCCUGCUGGGUGGGCCAGGACCCGAACGGACUCCAGGAUCAGGAACUGGCUCCGGGCUGCAGGCGCCGGGGCCAGCGCUGACCCCGUCCCUGCUACCUACGCACACAUUGACCCCGGUGCUGCUGACACCCAGCUCGCUGCCCCCCAGCAUUCACUUCUGGAGCACCCUGAGUCCCAUUGCACCCCGUAGUCCAGCCAAGCUCUCCUUCCAGUUUCCGUCCAGUGGCAGCGCCCAGGUGCACAUCCCUUCCAUCAGCGUGGAUGGCCUCUCAACCCCCGUGGUGCUCUCCCCAGGGCCCCAGAAGCCAUGACUACCACCACCACCACCACCCCCUUCUGGGGUCACUCCAUCCAUGGCCCUGAACUUCUCUCCAGCCAGCCGUCUCAAGGAGAAACAUAGUUCAGCUGACAGACUUGUGCUCUAGCUGUGGUGGGGUAGGGAUUCUAGGAAGGAUCUCUCAAUAACCCUUCCACAGGAAACAUACAACUUCUCUCUUCUUGGUCAGUUCCUCAGUGGCCGCCCUUACACGUCUCCUACUGCAUUGGUGGAGACGGUUUAUUUAUUUAUUUUUUGAAGGCCACUGGGAGGAGCCUGGCCCAACCCUUCUGGGGGGGUUGGUGAGGACAUCUCCCCCAUCUCCACAUUUUCUCCCCAAGAUGAGACAAUCGGGGUCUGGCUUGAGAAGGACCUUUCUUUAUUUAUUUCUCAGCCUGCCCUUGGGAAGCUGAGGGAGCCCUGUCUCCAUUUUGGGGUGUGGGUAGAAGAGAUAGCUUGUUGUAGUUUUAUUAUUCCUGGCCAUACCCAAGGGUCCAGGAAGAAAUUGUGCCGUUUAACGGUUUGGGAGCCUUGGCCAAGGAAGACUCACACCCUAGAAAUAGGAAUUUCCACCUCCCCAGCCUUCUCUCAGAUACCACCAUUUUGGCCAGGGAGGAAUGCUCCUUUUGUUCUUCUCCCCCUGAGAAGCCAUUCCUGUAUCUGCCAAACUCCUGGAGUCCUGCCUGUUACCUCCCAAUGGAGGGUUUUUUUGGGGAGUGGUCCCCGUCUGGGGGGCCCCUCCAGCCAGUACUCCAGGUCUCCUUGUCCCCUACCCCCUGCCAUUUUGAUAGUAUAAUCUAUUUUUAAACAGGGCUUUUCAAUAGGGGAGAGGGGAGCAUCUCUUCCUAUAUCUGAGAUGGGGUGGGUGGGAAGGAAGGGAUUUGGGGGAGGAAUCUUCCUGCCACUCCCAAGUGUUUAUUUUUGAUACCAAACGUGUAUUUUCAGCUCCCUCCCUCCCAGCCCCCCAAUUUCCUGCGGGCGGGUACAAAGGACCCUUUAAGUGUCCCUGGAGUUGGGAGGGAGGAAUGGGGGACAUAAAGCCUGUCCUAUCUGAAUUCCAGGCUGGAGAGGAUGGGUUCAAAGGACUCCUGGGCUCACCUCCUGUCAGCACCGGCCCAGCCCGGGCCUGGGGACCUGGGGGUUGGUGAUUUGGGGGACGGUGCUACACCUGUCUCCACUGUUUGUUUUACUUCCCCAAAAAUGGAUCUUUUUUUUUCUAAGAGUCCCAGAGAAUGGGGAAUUGUUCCUGUAAAUAUAUAUUUUUAAAGGUGAUA